Molecule: messenger RNA, 7386 nt
Organism: Blepharisma stoltei
Lineage: Eukaryota; Ciliophora; Heterotrichea; Heterotrichida; Blepharismidae
Source: the annotation of a GenBank genome assembly
AUGAAAAGUCUGAUAAGCUUUAUCGCUUUAAUAUGACUUGCUUUAGCUGACCCUACAAUGAGUUCGAAGAAUGGAUUCUUAGAUCCUGGCAGAAUUACCUGGUGGCAAGACAAGUGGGCUCCUAAUCCAAUUGAGCUCACUCAAACUAACUCUGGUAAUAGCAAUGUUUAUGUGAUUGUCCAUUUUAGACCUUUUACAUCUGUAAAUUCUGAUGGGAACUCUGGGAUUUUACAAUUAAUAGUCCCAUCAAGCUUCUCAAGCACUGGAACUUAUACUUCAAGCUCAAUGACAAUAACAGGUGGCACAGAUAUGACAGCACAAUUCCAGUUAUCAACUUCUCUACCCUCUGCAGGAGUUUAUGGACCUUUCCAGCUGAUCACUAGAUCUUCAUCAACUGGGCAAAUCUAUGACACAAACUACGUAUUCGGUUGUGUCGCAGUAUCUGCCUCUGUCUCAAGCUCAUCUUCUCUGACAAUAUCUGCUGCUACACUAACUUCAACAACUGGUAUUGUCGGCUCAAAAGAUGCCCUCAUUUUCUCUUUUUCAAUUCCUGCUGGUACUAAUCUUUGGAAGCAUGAUAUUUUUGAAAUUGUCCCUGAUAGCCAUUGGACUGUCUCUACAAGCCCUACUUGUGCAUCAGUAGACAUUUCUACAGUGACUAACAGCAUCAAAGGCCCUAAAGGUGACAAUUCUUUGCCUUGUGCUGUUGCAGCUUCCGGAGGCGCUAACGGAGGAUUUAGCACAGCAGCAUCGACAGCUACCCCUGCUACAAAUAGUGUUUAUAUAUAUGGACUGUCUCAAGAUGUGAUUAUUAAUUCAAGCUAUCAGAUCAAGCUUCAAGUUUCCAGCUUCACUUUUCCAUCAUCAGCAGUGUCAUCAUCAAGCUACUCCUGGACACUAAAAUUAUGGAGAUGGGGAACAACUAAUUUGCUUGCUCAAUACACUGGAAGUGGGCCUCUUACCCCAGCUACAGGCUCAAUCACAGUAACUUCAUGGGCUCCUUAUAACUCCAAUGUUGCUUCUACAGAUAUCCCAAGCACCAAUUCUAACAACUUUUCAAUCUUCACCAAGCUUACUUUUCAAAUAGCCCAUCCAAUUUCAUCAGGAACAAUUGCUAUUACUUUUUCUAAUGCAGAUAUAUCAACCUCAAAUUGGUUUCAAGAGCCUAAAACUAAUUCAGGAACAGCUGGAAAGUGCUUUUUGAACAAUUAUGUAUCUGGAGUUACUUGUAGCGUAUCCUCUUCGACUGCUACCAUAUCAAUUAGUGGAGCUACUUUGGCAGCUUCUUCAUCAAUUUCAAUUACACUUUUAACUGCACUAAGUUCAGGCGCAAAAGUCAGUUCAAUAAUUAGCAAUGACGGCACUGCAAAUAUUGAUACAUUGGCUACUGGAUUUUCUUGGACUUUUAGCUCUGCUUCUUCUUAUGCAUCAAUGACCAGUUUCAAAUUUUAUGCAACUGACCAGAAUAAGUACCUUGGCAGCACUGGACUCACCUCUGGGAUACAGAAAGGAGGCUAUCUUGCUACUACUCAGUAUUUACUGUGGUAUGUACAGCCAUCAACUUCAUGGGGAACUGGGUCAACUCUUAAGGUUUAUUUACCUUUCUCUAAUUCUGGAGUGCAAUUAACCCAAACUUUUAUAAAAUCUACUGCAGCAUAUUCUGAUUUGACUUUUGCUGAUAAUACUCAAGACCAAACACUUUUGACGACAAAUGGAAACACUGCAACGCCUACUUCUGGCUCUUCAGGAUCUAUCUCAAUUGCUUUUGCUUCAACUAAUGCUCCAGUUCCAGGAACUUCUCCAUACUUCGCUUUUUCAUAUGGAGAUCCAUCAGGUGGAAGCGACAGCAAAACAACUGCUCUCCCAUUCGUUCAAUCAAAUGUUGCUACUUUCUAUGAAUGCUGGGCAAAAGGCUUUUCGUCAAGCAGCUCAUCAACGGCUGUUGAAUUCUCCAGUUACGUUUUCUCAGUUUAUAAUUCUCAAUCAGAUUCUCUCUUGACAGCAACUCCAAUGUGCACAGACACAUUUGCUGGAAUUCCUCUUAUAGUUAACUAUCACGCUUUAAAUCUAGCUUUCAACUUUGGAGAUACCACAAAUCACUAUUCUCUUGACAUCUCAUUUUCUGGGGUUUCUAGCAAUAAUUUGGGCUCAGGUGUAACAGAUGGUAAUGCUUUUCCAGUGACUUCUACAUCCUCUUCAAUUACCCCAUCAGCCACUAUUACCUCAAAUAAAGUGACAAUAUCUGGGCUAGGAUCUGUUAGCAGCGGCAGCUCAGUUGUUUUAUUGCUACCAAAUGGAUUGCCGACUGGACCAAUAGCUGCAACCUUAACAUUUUACUAUGUUCCAGCUGGAUCAGAUCCUUCUAUACAAUAUGUUUUAUAUACUGGAUCAUCCUCAACCAGUUUAAACAGUGCUUCUUCUGCUGCUGGCUACGACAGCUCAUCAGUAACAAGCCCUACAUCUUAUACAGUUGGUGGUAGUGCAGCUACUACUACUGGAUCUGUCAAAGUGCAUACUGGAGCUUCAGUUAGUGCAUCAGAUUGGAUUGGAAUCGGCUUGCCUGCAGGCUUCACUCUGUCAUCAUCUGGCUACUCAGUGACAUUAGGAGGUGUAUCCUCAACAGCUUACACUGUUUCUUCAUCAAGCAACUCAUUUACAGGAGGAUUUAUAGUUGGAACUGCAGCAAGUGCUAUUACUCUUUCAACAUCCACAGCAUCAACUUUUACAAUUGGUAACUUGAUUCCUUCAUCAACAACAGGGACGACUUCAAAUUCAAAUUCAGUCAGCUUAGUUGUUUACUCAGCAUCUGCAGCAUCAACGCCAGCAGCAUGCUAUGCCAUAGGUAGCAUUUCAGUAACAUUAAGCGCAGCCACAAUUACAUCUGACACAUGCUCACUUGAUAAAGCAUACACUCAAGGCUCAGAUUCCGUAGAUUCUACCCUCACUCUUUCAUUCACAACAGUCAAUGCUAUUCCUGGAAAUGGCAUAAUAACACUUACUCUCUCUAGUAGCACAUGGACUACAAGUUCAUCAGCUGUAGCCACAACUUGUGAAGGAGUUGGCUUUACUAAUUAUUCUAAUUCUGUUUCUAAAAGUUGUACAAUCUCUGGAACAACUGUGACUUUGACAGGAUUUGCAUCAGUUGCAGCAGGAGUUAUUACUGUAAAAAUCUAUCAUAUAAUUCCUACUACUACCACUGCAGGAUCUAUAACUUGUUUUUCAGCUGUAAGCACAUCUGAUGGAAGUGGCAAUUAUAUAGACACCCUUGGCGUUGCAGCAAACUCUGUCACUUUAACAGCCACAUCAGCAGCUGGGACAACAAAUAGCGGACUAGUAGCGAAAGCAUAUCCUAAUAUAGCUGGAGCAACUUCUGACAUUUAUCUGAGUUUUUCUUUUUCUAAAGCAAUUCCAGCAGGCAGCAUUAUCCAAAUCAACCCAGGGUUUGUAAGCUCUUGGGCUUUAUCGUCAUCCACUAUUCAAAAUUCUUGCUGGACUGACCAAUACACUUCUUCAUGCUCUGUGUCUGGUAGCUAUGUAUCUUUGACAUUAGGAAAUUCCCUGGCUGCUAGUCAAGCAAUUCAAGUUUACCUUGAUAGUGCUUUAACUUUGCCUACUUCUAACUCUACUACAUCAGGAUGGACAAUUUCUACCACAUGGAAUGGUGUAUCAAUCACUGCAGAUUCCACAUCAGGUUCUACUGCAACUUUCCCAUUCGUUAUUGGGACUGCUGUUAGUAAUGUCAUUACACUGGCAUCUAUUGUCCAAGUUAAUACAACCUCUGCUGGAGAAGUUUCUUCAUAUCUUUUUACAUUUUCAUCAGCCUCAGCUGUAGCAACUACUGAUUCAUUUAUUAUCCAGUUCCCUAAAGACUUUGACCCUCAUGUAGGAGAUGCAAAGGCUGUUUUGAAUGAUUGCUCCCCUAAUAACUUUUACCUUACUUGUGGAUCUAGCGCACUGGGAAUUCCUAGUGGAACACUUUGCAGUGCUGAUCAUUGGUAUGUUGUCGUAACAGGAAUCACUAAGACAUUAGCCGCAUCUGCAAGCAUUGAUAUCCAAGUCAAUAUGGUCCAAAACCCAGUAGCAGGAACUACUGCUGGAAAAUUCAGCUUUUACCAAUAUGGAUCUGAUGGAUCUGUAAAGUCUUACCUCCAAUCAGCCAGCACUGUUACCAUUGGAAGCAACGUAGCAAAUAUUGUUUCACUUAAAAACGUUACUGUUGACUCCACAGAGCUAGCAAAUUCAGCUACCUAUACUUUUAACUUCUACGCAGCAGCUACAUACACCCCAGAUUACAUCAUUUCUAUCUUAUUCCCUCAACAAUUCAACAACCAAUUGAAAAUGGGUACUUCAUCUUCAUGCAAAUCAGUUUAUUAUGAUGAAUCCUCGUCAUCUACAAGCACUACUACCAGCACUGCUUUCAGCUCUGCAACAUCUUGCUCUGUCAAUGGAAACAACGUUACCCUUGCAUUCCCAUCAGGGACAAGCCUAGCAAUGGCAUCCACCUCAAGAAUCCAGGUCCAAUUGACUUCUUUCUAUAACCCUGAAUGGGGAUUCACCAGAACUGCUGGAUGGGAUGUGACUGACUAUGCUACAUUUACUGGGACAACUUCUCCUGACGAGUGGAGCAAUAAAUUUGAUAUUGCAGUCUCUCAAUUCAGCACAGGCAAAACAUAUGCUAGAAGCUAUGGAGUCCUUCACUCAGGUUUUAUUGGGUAUACACUGAGCACGACUGAUCUUAGCAUUGGCAAUUAUGAUCCAACUAAUACUUCAGGAGGUAUAAAAUUAUUGCCUGGACAACAAAGCUCAGAUAUCACUAUUUCCCUUCUCGACAGCAACAGCUGGCCUAUGAAAUCAAAAUCACUUAAGCUGUCUCCAACUUCAAACGCUAAUUACCCUGAUAAUGGAAACCUCAAAUACACUUCAGCUCAAUAUAGCUUCAUAGCCUUCCAAAUGGUUUCACAAAUUAAAUUCAGAGUAUCAGCAACAAGCAGUGCAGCUCAAGGAAUUUACUAUAUCGAUUGGGGAACACCUGUUGAAACAUUGCAAGAUGGAGUUUCUAGUCCUUUAUAUAGCGCCCCAUUGAACAUCUUGGUUGAAGUUUGCAGUUCUUUAACAGCUGUAUCUAUCACAGUGGAUCCUCUGCCAAGCAUCUACCAAUACUACACCAGUCUUCCAAUCAGAGUGGCUCUUGCAAACUCUCCAGCUACUCAAUUAAUAGUAACCCCUUCAGCUUCAGUCACUGGAUUUACAAUCACUCCGACUGCUCUUACAUUUGGUCCUGAUGUAAAUGAACUUUAUUUCCAAAUUCAUGUUGGCUCUACUUAUGUAGCCUCCACAACUUCUCCAUCUCUUACAUUUACCCUUUCAGGAACUGAUGCUGCUGCCUUUACAGCUCCAAGCAAGGUGACAGUUUCAGUUUUAACGACUUAUCCUUCUAUAGUCGCAGCUACUCCAGGACUAUCAGGGUCUAAAGUAAGCGCAUCAGAAUACAAGAUUAGUGUGACGACAUCAAUAGCCGGAGUUUUGUAUUGGGGUCUUGGAUGCCAAGGUUCUCAGGUUCUUACUUUUGCUGGACUCUCAGCUUUGGUUUCUGAUCUUGUAACCCCAUCCAGCAGCAUUCUAACCCUAAACGAGCAAUUAGCAAUUCAGUAUAAUCAUACAGAGACAGAUAUUAACACUUCUAAAGGGGAUACCGAUAUCUAUUCUUUCUUCAAAAGAAUCCAUGCUGAACAUUGCAAUGAUUAUUGGGCUUCUUCUCACUCCCCCCCCCCCCUCCGUGAGCGAACAAAAAAAAUUUUGUUCGCUCACGGAGGGGGGUUAAUUUUUUUUUUUAAAAAAAAUUUAUAUAUAAAUUUUAUAAAAAAUAUUUUUUUCGAAAUUUAAAAAAAAUCCUAAUUUGCAAAAAUUGGGAAGCAAAUAUUAAUUUAAUUUGCAAAAUUUAUGUUUUAAAACGCAAUUUGUUUAAAAUUAAACAGAAUUAGCUCUAGAUUUCAUUAUACUAAUUAUCAUUUAUAUAUCAAAAUUUUUUUUCCAUUAAAAUUUUUUUCUAUUAAAAAAAUUUUUGUUCACUCACGGAGGGUGGGUUUUUGGUCAAAAAAUGGCGAUUUUUCUAAUGGUUUUGUUCGCUCACGGAGGGGGGGGGGGGGGGAGUCAGGGUUAUUACGACUUCAGGUGCUACACUUGACUUCAACUGGCUUAUGGCUGGAACCAGCUAUACUUUUACAGCUUAUAUUGCUACAAGAUUGACCAAUGAUACUACGGUUUACCCUAUAAAGACUUAUAACUUUACCACAGAUGCUCUUGCUUCUAUCUACACAACAUCAGUCACUUUUUCAGGAUCUGUAGCUAGCAGCUCCAGCAGCAAUAUCGCCAAGGUUUUAGCUAAGAACAUGGGCGUGAAUCCUUCAUGGUUAACUUUAUCAGGGACAUCAUCUAGUAGAAUGCUCCAAAGCAGCACUACUAGCACUACGACAUUUACUUAUAAUGUUCUUGCUGAUAGCAGAUAUCCAUCCUACACAUCAUCAUCUAUGAUAACCAACCUCAAUACUAACCAAGCCCAGGCAACAUCAGACUUCACUAACUUAUACGCAUUGACCGCAACAAGCUUGGGGACAUCUGCAUCCGUCUCGACAGGAACAACUCCAUCAUGGUCAACUGCCCCAGCAAAAUCUACAGUCGCUGAUACAUCUGCAACUUUCACAGCAGCUUCUUCACAGGCAGGAACCAUCUAUGUGUCAUGCUCAGAUGACGAUUUGACAGGUCGCAUCACUUAUGCUUGGCAAGUUAUGGAUGGGCUAGAUGCUACAUCUUCUACAGUGCCAUCAUCAAGCGUUACAAGCGUUGCUGCUACUAGCGAAACUCUUACUUUUCCUUAAAGUUUUGAGCUAACUACAGUUAACUUUUUAAUUUUAGGAGAAUUUUUAUCUCCUUUGAAUUGAAACAAAAUUUUAUUUUUUCAUUUUUCAAUUGGCAAUAUUUUAAAGAUGAUAUAAUAAUUUCUAGAGCUUGGUCUCUAAUUUAAUAUAGAUUAAAUUUUAUCAAUUCAAAAAUUUGCAUUUAAUUAUAUUCUUAGUCUUAAAAUGUUUUUAAUUAUGAAAAUUUUUUCAAAAAAUAUAAAACGUCUUAUUGGGAAAGAGUUUUUAGCUUUAAUUAAAAGGAAAGGGAAUUACUGUCGCAGGUUUGAAAGCAGGCACUGCUUAUGUUUGCUAUUUUACUGCAUGCAAUAGUUAUCCAUUAAAUCCGCUUUGUAUUGAUUAUGUCGCAAGCACCUCUACUGCUCUGGCAAGCGUUUCAAUUACAACUACAGGAUCUUCAAGCAGCUCAAGCAAUGCAGUGUUUAUGGAAGUUAGCGCAGCGCUGACAUUCUUCUUAAUCUUACUUAACUAA